AUGACUUUGCAGUCACUGCCUUUAGAUUUAGCAGAAGAGAUACUUUACAAACUUCCGAUCGAAUCUAUAGUACGAUUCAAAUCCGUAUGCAAAGAUUGGCAUGCUCUUAUUAACGACAAGAGAUUCAUCUACAAACUUUUGGAUCUCUCCCACGAUCGAACGAUGUAUACUAUCCCAGACAAGUUACACAAUUAUACCCUUAAAGCAAUCAUUCACUGUGACGGAUUACUGCUAUGUAAGGUUGUUGAGGGAGGUAAACAUGAUAAUGGUAGAAAGCUCGCAGUCUGGAAUCCGUUUGUGAACGGACUCAAAUGGAUCGAACCCUCAACUACUUACAAAUACUUCGACGUCUUCGCUUUUGGAUACGACAGCGUAUCUCGUGACAACUACAAGAUCUUGAGGAUUGAUAUUGAUAUGGGGGGGGAAACAUUCAAACCCAUAUGUGUUCCAGAGGGAACAGAUCGUUUUCAUGGAAGUUCUGUUGAUAGAGUACUCUUGUCAGGUUACGGAGAAGAUAGGCUUUCUUUGUUACAACGACAUACAUAUUCGAAGACUGAGGUGUGGGUUACAAACAAGUUGACCGAUGGGGAUGUCUCGUGGAGCAAGUAUUUCAGUUUUACUCUCGCUGAUUUCCCAAUAAUACCCUCCCGUUCCGAUCAUCGUUUUCUGGCAUACUGCAUCCACAAGACCAAAAAUAUUAUGUUUUGGGUCGAGGAAGUAGAAUACGAGGAGGCAUAUAUUUUCACAGAUGUUUACGUAUUGGAUGAGGGUAAGAAGAUAGACAAACAAGUUGAGGGGACAAUAAGGCGUACAUUUAAGGAUCAAUCUUGUUAUCAUGUAUAUGUUCCAAGCCUCGUUCCAGUUCCAGAAUAA
Messenger RNA from Eruca vesicaria subsp. sativa (arugula), 873 nucleotides. NCBI's taxonomy places the organism in Eukaryota, Viridiplantae, Streptophyta, Magnoliopsida, Brassicales, Brassicaceae. The record is from the annotation of a GenBank genome assembly.